Molecule: messenger RNA, 3667 nt
Organism: Podarcis lilfordi (Lilford's wall lizard)
Lineage: Eukaryota; Metazoa; Chordata; Lepidosauria; Squamata; Lacertidae
Source: the annotation of a GenBank genome assembly
CAGGGACCGGCUGUUUGCACAGAUCUCAGCCCAGAGAAGCAGCAGUGACAACGGCGGCAGCAUGAGUAACCCAAAUGCUGUGCCCAGACAGGGCUCUAAUCCCAAUUUGGUUUCAAAGGCAAUCAAUACUGACUUGAAAGGGUAAGAGAGAGACUUCAUCUCCAGCAGGAGCAUUCAUGAUCACCUCCCCACCCCACCCCCCCAUGGGCUAGCAAGCACAGUAAACCAUUUUGGAAAGGAAAGUUGUGAUGUUAAAGAUUAACAAUCUUCUUUGGCAAUCACUCGUAGCCGAGUAAGAUUGUCUUCCAUGAACACGGUCUUAACAGUGAGUCCGUAAGUGACUGUGGAGGCCAAUUCUGGAUCCACCCAUCCUUCCACAGUGGGGACAUAGGUUUCCAAGUGGGAGUUGAUCGUGGUGAGGGUUUGCCAAGCGUGCCGUCCUCUUAGCAUGUUUCUUGUCCUGAGUUCGAGCGUCUUCAAAGCCCAUGAAACCUUUGGUAAAGGCUGUUCUCCAACUGGAGCGCUCGCAGGCCAGUGUUUCCCAAUUGUCUGUGUUUAUACUAUAUAUUUUUCUGAUUUGCCUUGUCUUAAAACCUCUUUUGUUGACCACCGGCAUUACGCUUUCCAUUUUUAAGUUCAGAAUAGAGUACAGUGGUACCUCUGGUUGCGAACAGGAUCUGUUCCAGAGUCCCAUUCGCAACAUGAAAAGAACGCAACCCGCAGUGGCGCGUCUGCGCAUGCGCGGGUUGCUUUUGUGCAUGCGUGUGACGUCAUUUUGCGCGUCUGUGCAUGCCCGAGUGGUGAAACCCGGAAGUAACCCUUUCCAGUACUUCUGGGUCGCCACGGGACAUAACCUGAAAGAACGUAACAUGAAGCGGACAUAACAUGAGGUAUGACUGUACGGUCAUAUCUUGGGUUAAACACGCUUCAGGUUAAAUCUUUUCAAAUGGGUUACUUCCAGGUUUCGCCGCUCACGCAUGCGCAGACACUCAGAAUGAUGUCACAUGCAUGCACAGAUGAGGCAAAUCGUGACCCACGCAUGCAUAGACUCAGGUUGCGUUCUGCUCAUGAUGCGAACGGGGCUCCGGAACGGAUCCCAUUCCCAUCCAGAGGUACCACUGUAGUUGCUUUGGAAGACGGUAAUCAGGCAUCCAAACGACAGCACCAGUCCAACGAAGUUGAUGUUGAAGAAUCAUUGCUUCGAUACUGGCCAUCUUUGCUUCUCCCAGUACACUAACAAUAAAGCAGGCCUGCCAAACCGGGCUGAUUGUGCAAUCCUUUUCAUGUCUACUCAUCAUUCAAAGCUUUAUGGUGCAGCUUUAAACAUCCAUGCCUUCCCCCCAAGAAUCCUAGAAGCUGUAGUUUGUUAAGGGUGCCGACAGUUUUUAGACGACUGCCUAUUCCUCACACAGAACUAUAGUUCCUUUGGAAGAGGGCUUGAUUGCUCAACCACUCUUGAGAAUUGAAGCUCCGUGAGGGGAAAUGGGGUGUCUCUUAACACCCGCCAGCACCCUUCACAAGCCACAACUCCCAGAAUUCUUUGGGGGAAGCCAUGACAGUUUGAAACAGUAUCACAGUGCUUUCAACAUAUGGGGCGGAUAUUCCUUUAGUUCCAGGUUGGUGCAUAACAUAAAGGGGGCUAACCAUCAGCUCAUGGACCAAAUUUGUGUUGCCAAGCUAUUUGGGGCAAGCCACGCCCAGCUGUUCUACACCUGACAUCAUGCGAAGGGCAGACAUCCAUGGCUAGUAAAUGGAUUAAUUCCAGAAGAUUCAUGCAGGAACUGGCAAAACUUGACAGGGUUUAAGGCCAGGAAUAAUAUUUUGGUUAACUUCUUUCCUAACUGUGUGAUUUGAUUCUGGACCAUUGCCAAGGAAAGGGGUAAAUAUGUGACUUUAUUUGUUUGUUUGUUUUCCGUUUAUAGGCACCACCUUUCCUCCAAAGACCCCAUAGUUUCUUCACCUCUGCUUAUGCGCAAAACCACCCUGUGGUAGGGAAUGUGGCAGGCCCAAGGUCAUGGCCAAGUGGGGACUUGAACUUGCAUCCUUUCCACUCUGGUCCAACUCUCUUAACAACUGGACCUCCAUGACUAAACCACGUGCUGGUUCUUUUUGUCAUAUAAAUAGCACUUUAUAGAUAAGUUCAGUUAGGGGUGGGAAGGAAGGGAAUUGUUCUCCUCUGUGUUGUUCGUCUCCCCCCUCUGUAUUUAAAUAACAACAUCCACAUGAUGUGUGUUUGUGUGUGUGUGUGUAAAACCAACUCUGUCAUGUUCCAGGCUGAUUCAUUGCCAUUUGCCAAGCUUUUCGUACAGACAUGGAAUGAUUCCAAAGCUCUACGUGAUGCCCUGGAAACAAGAUAUGAAGUAUCGGGAUAUGGCUUUAAAGGUAAGGGAAAUACAUUUUUUCCUUGGAGACUCUCAUUUUAAGAAGGACUCAAAUUUUUGAAAGAUACUUAGCAUCGACAAAGUACCUGUUGAAGUCACUGCAGUUUGAGAGCAUUUCUCCUCAUUAACAUAGACAUCAUUCAAAUGUAAUAAUUUUAUUUUUUAAUAUCCUGCCCAUCUGGCUGGGUUGCCCCAUCCACUCUGGGCGGCUUCCAACACAUAUAAAAACAUAAUAAAAUGUCAAACGUUAAAAGCAUCCCAAUACAGGAAGCUGAAUGAUGUAUAUAUCGUUCAAUCAUAUCCUCCAUUGUAACUUUUCUAUUAAUAAUAAUAAUAAUAAUAAUAAUAAUAAUGUCCUGAUACAGGAAGUUGAAUGAUGUAUAUAUUGUUCACUCCUAUCCACCAUUGUAGCUUUUCUAUCAUCAUCAUCAUCAUCAUCAUCAUCUUCAUCACUAUUAUUAUUAUUAUUUCUUACCCACCCUUCGUCCUAAGGUCCCGGGGCAUGUUACAAUCUAAAUUACAAUAUUAAAAACAUUUUCAAGGAAAUGACAAUCACAGGAAUAGGAUGGCUGCUGAAAACAUACAUCUCAGAUGUCAAAGACCAAAGCACAGAGGCAAUGUUAAGAUAUAAAGAAAGGUUGUUUGGAGUUGGUCUUUUGGUGACAUCGCAGUUCUUUGAAGAAAGCAAUUGCCCUGUGGGAUCUUCUCCCCAAAUUAGGCUUCUUCUGAUUCUGUGUCCUGUUGACUGCACAGGAUAAGGAGUUCACGCCAUGCAUUCUCAUAAACUCUAGCGCAGAUAAAGCUCAUUUCACACCAUUUUGCAAAGCGAUUUCCCUUAUAUGAUGCAUCUCUGUUGGCGAUUUUCAUACCGCUUUACACACUGCAGAACCGAAUGGCAAAACCAGAGAAGUACAAAUCCCGAAGGACUUCCUAAGUUCAUAGUUGCUUAAUUCUUUGUGUUUUAUUAUCGGCGGUGAUGUUGUUAUUUAUUGACAAUUGCUUGAAUUCUUUUCCUUAGCAUGCUAAACUUGUUGAGCUAUAUACUGGUCCCCUUGAAGACAGUCUGUUUCUGGAGAAGCGUGAACGGCAUUGUCAUGGAGAAGACCGAAAGCAGCUUCUUCAAAAAGUUCCCUGUCAACUGACCGUUGAAGACAUUCCCAUUUAUUCCCAUCUUUCUAGAUACCAUAAGUCCAUGGUGGCUUAUGGCUUCAGGAUCAGACUCUGAGGUGCUUUUCUCCAGCGACAGCUGCAUCGGCCAAAAAUUAAACAAUGCUGCAUGAAAACAG